Molecule: messenger RNA, 3044 nt
Organism: Pseudomyrmex gracilis
Lineage: Eukaryota; Metazoa; Arthropoda; Insecta; Hymenoptera; Formicidae
Exons: 16
Coding region: 75-2342 (755 amino acids)
Biological process (GO): carboxylic acid metabolic process
Molecular function (GO): oxidoreductase activity, acting on the CH-OH group of donors, NAD or NADP as acceptor
Source: RefSeq, a predicted model, not a curated record
GAGGUAAUGAGAGUGAUGAGGUGACAUGAGGCCGGUUAUAAAGCGUUAACGCCGCAGAUGAUGUGAGAGCAGUUAUGCCAAACUACUCGAUAAAAAAACGAACGGCUGGCAAUAGAAGCAUGGCUGACGAAAGAUCUGACGUGGAUAAAAGAGACGACUUUUUAGACGACAGCCUCGCCGACGGAGAGGUGCGAGACGAAACCAUAUACGAUGAAAUCGGUAGAACUCCAAUCACGACAACUACCACAAAGAACGCUCUAGUAACGACACAGCUCGGACCGUGCGACGUUUAUCCGCAUCAUGUCAAAGUCUCGAUCUUGGGCACGAGAAAAGUCGGAAUGGCUUGCGCCAUCGCGAUUCUGAUGAGACGAAUAGCGAGCGAAAUCUGUCUGAUCGAUCAAAACGCGGAGAGAGCUUCCGCCGAAGCCGAAGACGUUCAGCACGCCGGUAUGUUUCUCGGAUGUCCGCGCGUGACCGGCACGUCAGAUAUCUAUAAGGUGAAGGACUCGACGGUGGUGGUGAUCGCGGUUUGUGAGAGAAAACCCGGCGAGGAACUGAACGUGAAGCACAACCUCGAAGUAUUUAAGAAGAUCAUCCCCACCGUGUCGAAGUUGGCGUGCAAGGCGGUGCUGCUGGUCGUAACUCAACCGAUCGACGUGAUGUCGUAUAUCACCUGGAAAUUGUCCAAGUUUCCGUCGAGCAGAGUACUUGGCACGGGUACUCUGCUCGAUACCUCCAGGUUUCAAGAUUUACUGAGCCAGAAGCUGGGACUGGCGCGCACGUCGAUUAGCUGCGUGAAUAUUGGCGCGCAGGGCGACACAUCCGUUUCCAUAUGGUCGAGCGUAAGCGUGGCGGGCACGAAGAUACGGGACAUAAACGCAAGAAUGGGCGAAGCGGAUGAUCCCGAGAAGUGGCGCGACAUCUCCGUAGCUGUAAAUAAAAUCGACGCCGAACUUAACCGGAAGAAAGGCGAGACAGGGCCGAACUGUUGGGCUCUCGGCUUCUGCACCGCUGAAAUUGUCGACGCCAUCGUCAGGAAUACGAAAGUAGUGUUGCCUGCGUCGACGUACAUAUACACCUGCUCCCACGGGACCGACAAAGACGUGUACAUGUCGUUUCCCUGUGUUCUCGGCCGGGAGGGUGUGCACGCCACGGUACGGCAGAAGCUAAACGAACAGGAAAAGACAGCGGUGGAACGGUGCGCCGACAACAUCCGCAACGUGCUGCGCGAGUGCGGCAUUCUUCGCGAAUCGACGACCGACGUUGAAGAUCGAAAAGUUAUCGGUGCGUCGGAAACGAUGACGGAAUUGAAAAGAACACCUGACGUUACCGGCAACACGGUGACUUUUUUACUGACCAAACAGGCGGAGCGUCUUGUGGACGGCCAUCACGUCAAGGUCGUUGUCGUCGGUAGUGCACCGAAAGGCGUUGCGGUCGCUAUAGCGAUUUUAUUCAAGCGCCUCGCCUCCGAGCUUGUUCUCAUAGACGCGAACGAGGAUCUCGCCAAGGCGGAAGCAGAAGACAUCAGCCACGCGGCGGCGUAUCUCGGCAAUCCGAGGAUUAUUGGCACCAAAGAUUAUUCUUGCGCCAGAGACGCCGCGGUAUGCGUAAUCACAGUUGGAAGCCAGUCUCAAGAAGAUCAGCAACCGGCUAAUUAUCUCGAUCAUAAUCUGAAAAUUUUCAAGGACGUCAUUCCGAACGUGUGCAAGUUCGCGCCAAAUAGCGUUCUUCUCAUUCUUUCGAAGCCAGUCGAUAUCCUGUCGUAUGUUGCCAUGAAGCUAUCAGGAUUUCCACCUAAUCGUGUUAUAGGACUGGGAACGUUUUUGGAUAGUUGUAGAUUUCAAUACUUUAUCGCUCAGAAACUCGGAAUUUCGCCGAGCUCGGUCCAAGCGUUAAUUAUCGGCGAGAGCGGACCGGCUUCUGUGCCAGUUUGGUCCGCCGUUGCGGUAAUGGGUAUGCCUUUAAAAGAAAUAAACAAAGAUAUCGGCACGAGAGCGGAUCCAGAAUCCUGGGGAGAUUUGCACACGAAAGUCGUCGAUACCGAUAAAGAGUUGAUUGUGAAAAAAGGUUACCACAGUUGGGCGGUCGGUAUCUGCGCGGGCGAAAUUGUCGAUGCUAUCGUGCGCAAUACAUGCGCUUGCUUUACCGUCUCUACGUUUGUAAAGGGAUGCCGCCAUGGAUUAGAAAAAGAUAUCUUUAUGUCACUGCCGUGUGUAAUAGGAAGAAACGGCGUGCAGUCAUUUAUUCGAUUAUUGUACACACCCAGGGAGCAAGAGUUGAUGACGAUAUCUUGCCGAAGAAUAUACGAGUCGCAAAAAUCGAUUCUCGACAAGAUUGAAUGAACAUCUCACGCUUUUAUAGCUAUUUUUAACCGGAAUUGCUUCCAACGUUAAAAUUGUUUACGUAACGGUCUGGAGAUGGGUAUAAAUAGUCGAUUUAUCGGAGAAGUUCGGCAGAUCAAUAAGAGAGUCCAAUGAAGCGUUGAGAGGAGACGUCGUUAAUCCUUCUGGUUUCUGAAGAACGUACGAAAAUCAAACUGAUUUUAACAAUAACAAAACGAGAAGUACAAACGUUAAAAUGAAAUAUCUGGUGAGAUUGUUGUUUGUAAACGUGUUAUUGGUGAUCAUUUUGUCGCUGACGUCUUGUCAGAAAAUGGAAAACCUUCCGUCAACGAGUAUCGAGAGCGGUCGUCCUGUUCCCGCUUACAUUAUAAACGUACCAGACAGAAAAAGCAAAUGUCCACAAAAUCAGCUGCAGGAUAAAAAUGGAAGGUGUCGACCAGUGGUGUAAUUGUUUAUAAAGGCUAACCAACACUCACGCUUCGCGCAUAAAACGAUAUGAAUCACAAUUUUUGUUAUUUCGUGCUUGCAAACGCAAAUCACAUAAGAAAACGGUAGCCAUGGGAUAACUCACAUAUAAAGGUUUUACAAGCAAGUAAAUGCAGCAGAUGCUGUGUAAAACUAAGUUUUAUAAUUAUAAGCGAUUUUUAUACAAGUUAAUUGCUAUCUCACUUCGAUUACAAUAAAAAUGAAAUAUGAGUAUCA